Fusarium oxysporum Fo47 is the source of this 553-nucleotide messenger RNA. RefSeq lists its product as uncharacterized. The record is from RefSeq and is a predicted model, not a curated record. The transcript has a single exon. Bases 1 to 378 code for a protein of 125 amino acids. NCBI's taxonomy places the organism in Eukaryota, Fungi, Ascomycota, Sordariomycetes, Hypocreales, Nectriaceae.
AUGCCUGAUCAGUCAAAGAAGGCUAAUCAGCUAAAGAAGAAUGGGGCUGGCAAUAAAGGAGAAGCCUCUCAGCCGGCGAAUGGGAAGCCAUAUGGAUCUAGUGGAAAUUCAUCUACGCAGACCACAUCAGGUGGAGGAGGCAAUGCUCAGGCAGCAUCAAGCCAACCAGAAUCGCCUGCAAUGGAACGUUAUAAAAAUCAGAAGCGCAAGGACGAGCCUCCCGUUUUAAUUGCAUUACCUGAUCACGAGCCAAGACUUUGCCCGGAAGAAGUAUCUAAAGACUUUGAUGAAAAGCUCAACGAGCCUGAAGGGGAGAAUCAGCCUGGCAGCAAAGGUAAAGGGGAGGGAAAGGGCCAAGGCAAAAACAUCCAGAAAUGAUAGACACAGCGAUCACAAACCAGGCGAAAAAGCUCGAUGAAGCCAGGUUGGAGAACACGAUCAACUGGAGUCCGGGGCUUUUGGUAGUGACGAUUAGCGUUUCAUGGUGUCAUAUUUUACUCUGGGUCAAAUGUUAGAGGAGGAUGGAGACGUUUGAGAGAGAGAUUGAAUGUUG